GGGGCAUUGAAGAGUGAACAGGAGCAUUUGAUAUAAAAAGUCGAGCUUCCAAGGCUCGGCAGUCACUCCAACUCCAAGUUGCUGGCCGGUUGUGUUCGAAUACACCGACGCACAAGGAAUCUACUCCAACUUCAGAGAUGCUGCUGUUUGUGAUCAGCUUUGCCACUUUGUGCACCGCCGCUGCACGGCCUUCGCUCAGCUAUCUGGAGAAUCAUUUCACCGCCGACAAUGAGUCAGAGGAAGUACGCACAGCUGCCAUCAAGAGACUUUUGGAAGUUUUUGGGAUGGAGGACCCCCCUGCUAUCCAUCGACACAAGCAACCACCUCAGUACAUGCUUGAUCUGUACAACACGGUUGCUGAUGUGGACGGUGUGACAAAGGACCCGUAUCUUCUAGAGGGAAAUACUGUGCGCAGCUUCUUUGACAAAUUGCACAGUGAACAGGUGGAGUUCAGGUUCAAUUUGUCCACGGUGGCCAGAACUGAGAAGAUUCUCACUGCAGAGCUCCAUCUUUUCAAGCUGCAGCCACUGGCACCACUGACAUUCAACAGGCACCAUUUUUGCCAGGUUAGUGUUUAUCAGCUGCUUGACACCAGCAAAAACAACAAAACACAGCAGAAGAAGCUGCUGUCUUCUCGGCUCAUCCCAGUUCACUCUACUGGUUGGGAAGUGUUCACCAUUACACAAGCAGUCCGAUCCUGGAUGAUAGAUGAAGGCAGUAACAUGGGUCUCCACGUGGUGGUUCGAACCCUAGGGGGAAGCCAGAUGGAUCGGAAACUGAUCCGCUUUGCUUCAGGACGCAACCAUCACCAGAGCAAACAGCCCAUGUUGGUCCUCUUCACUGAUGAUGGCCGCCGCCGCUCUACUUCUCUUGAAAGCAUAGACCCAAACGAUACCACAGCCCCUUCCAGUCUGCCUCAGGCCCCCGUGACAGGUCUCUCUUCCCGCAGCGCCCGCUCCCUGGACUACAGUGAGGAAGAAGGUGUGUCGUUACCCUGCAAGCGCCUGCCUCUCUAUGUCGACUUUGAGGAGAUCGGCUGGUCAGGCUGGAUUGUGUCUCCCCGGGGCUACAACGCUUACCACUGCAAAGGCUCCUGCCCCUUCCCUCUAGGUCAAAACAUGAGGCCGACCAACCACGCCACCGUCCAGUCCAUCAUCAACGCUCUGAAGCUGAUCAAAGGCAUUGAGAAGCCGUGCUGCGUCCCCGACAAGCUCUUCUCCAUUAACUUGCUCUACUUUGAUGAUGCUGAAAAUGUGGUGCUCAAACAGUAUAAUGACAUGGUGGCUGGAAGCUGCGGCUGCCACUGACGUCAACUAGUCAAUGGUAUUGGGCAGCACAGAUAUUCAUAAAAAAUAAAAUGUAAAUGGGGCUCAAUUGCAACUAAUGAGUAAUGUGCAGAGUCCCAUGUGUGACGUUGUAAUAUAUGUAAAUAUCCAUAAAUUAUAAUAUAUGGCAGUGA
Molecule: messenger RNA, 1459 nt
Organism: Etheostoma cragini (Arkansas darter)
Lineage: Eukaryota; Metazoa; Chordata; Actinopteri; Perciformes; Percidae
Gene: admp
Product: anti-dorsalizing morphogenic protein
Exons: 5
Coding region: 138-1307 (389 amino acids)
Biological process (GO): SMAD protein signal transduction
Cellular component (GO): extracellular region
Molecular function (GO): cytokine activity; growth factor activity
Source: RefSeq, a predicted model, not a curated record